Molecule: messenger RNA, 2400 nt
Organism: Engraulis encrasicolus (European anchovy)
Lineage: Eukaryota; Metazoa; Chordata; Actinopteri; Clupeiformes; Engraulidae
Gene: elfn1a
Product: extracellular leucine-rich repeat and fibronectin type III domain containing 1a
Exons: 1
Cellular component (GO): plasma membrane
Molecular function (GO): protein binding
Source: RefSeq, a predicted model, not a curated record
UCCUCGCGACUUGAACCACGUGAAGCAACAAUGGCUUGCAGAGGAGGAACGGUGAUGAGUGCCUUCUUCUGGUCUGUGGCCAUAGUUUAUCUUAUCAACACCAGGGGUGUCAGCGGAGACUGCUGGCUCAUCGAGGGGGAGAAGGGCUUUGUGUGGCUGGCCAUCUGCAGUCAGAACCAGCCCCCCUAUGAGGCCAUCCCGCAGCAUAUAAACAGCACCAUUGUGGACCUUCGCCUGAACGAGAACAAGAUCAAAAGCAUCCAGUACUCUGCCCUCAGUCGCUUUGCCAAUCUGACGUAUCUGAACCUGACAAAGAACGAAAUCUCCUACAUAGAGGACGGGGCUUUCUCUGCCCAGUACAACUUACAAGUGCUGCAAAUGGGCUUCAACAAACUGCGGAAUCUGACCGAGGGCAUCCUCAGGGGGCUGGGCAAGCUCCAGUAUCUCUACCUCCAGGCCAACCUGAUUGAGACUGUGUCAGCCAAUGCCUUCUGGGAGUGUAUAAACAUAGAAAACAUAGACCUCUCCAUGAAUCGAAUCCAAGUGCUAGAUGGAAACACCUUUUCCACUCUGACUAAGCUAACCACAUGCGAGCUCUACACAAACCCUUUCAAUUGCAGUUGCGAGCUCCUGGGCUUUGUCAAGUGGCUUUCAACAUUCCCAAACAGGACAAACGAACGCAUGGUUUGUGACUACCCGCCAGCCUACUCUGGCUACAGUCUCCUGACCCAGAGUCCGAACAAUCCUGGUACACGCAAUGCACUGUAUAUUCUGUCCAACGGGUGCUCGGAAGACUCUCAAGAAGGGGGGUUUAAACUCCUGCCUGGGCCUGUCGAGCUCACCACUGUUUCCCCUACAGAGGAUUUCUCCUCAGGAAUGGGGCCAGAUGAAACCACAACGAGUCUGACGUUCACAGACCCCGAAACAAAACCGAUAAUGAGACUUAAAGAGGUGAAGCCCACGAGUGCCAUCAUGACCAUCCAGAUUCCGCAGCGGUUUAAGAAAAUGUACAUCCUUGUCCAAUACAACAACAGCUUCUACACCAUCAUCCGAUCUCUGAAAGAAGAGAAGGAUGACAUUGAGGUGACCGAGUUAAAGCCUCAAACCGUGUAUCACUACUGCGUAAUAUCGUUGCGCAACAACCUAAGUCAGAACCACACGUGUAUACAAAUAAAGACAGGGUCCACCACACCGAAAGGGAGGUCGAUUAGUAACGCUACGGCCACUCACUACAUCAUGACCAUCCUUGGCUGUCUGUUUAGCAUGGUGAUAGUGUUAGGGAUAGUCUACUACUGCUUGCGCAAGAAGCGGCAGAAGGAUGAGGAGCAUAAAAGAGCUGGCAGCCUCAAGAAAAAUAUAAUCGAGUUAAAGUAUGGCCCAGAACUGGAAGGAGGGACCAUAUCACGGAUGUCUCAGAAGCCGAUGAUGGCUGGGGAGAGUAUGUCCCGCAUGCCGUACUUACCAUCUGGUAGUGAGAUGGAUCAGUAUAAACUGCAAGACCUCAGUGACACACCGAAAAUGGCCAAGGGGAGUUAUAUGGAAGUGCGGACGGCCGAUCUGCCAGAUCGCAGAGAUUGUGAAAUGGCCAUGCCUGGAAAUAGCCAGGGUUCAGUUGCUGAGAUCUCAACCAUUGCAAAAGAAGUGGACAAGGUCAACCAAAUCAUUAACAACUGCAUAGACGCCCUAAAGUCCGAAUCAACGUCAUUCCAGGGGGUGAAGUCAGGUGCUGUCUCCACGGCAGAGCCACAGCUUGUCCUUAUCUCCGAGCAGCCGCAGAGCAAGUCUGGCUUCUUGUCACCAGUGUACAAAGACAGCCACUCGUACCACCACUCACUGCAGAGGCACCAUGCAUCAGACGUUUCACCCAAGCGACCGAGCACUGCAACUGGAGGGCCCAUGCGGAGUCCCAGGCCAUACCGUCACGAAGGGCCCUACAAGUCCGAGUCCAAGUACAUUGAAAAAACGUCGCCCACGGGCGAAACCAUCAUGACUGUUACUCCGGCCGCCGCAAUCCUUCGAGCGGAGGCGGAGAAGAUUCGGCAGUACAGCGACCAUCGGCACUCGUACCCCGAGUCCCACCAGAUCGAGGAGUUGGAGGGGCCCGACUGCCGCAAGCCGUCCAUUUUGGAGCCCCUGACGCGGCCCAGGCCCAGAGACUUGGCGUACUCGCAGCUCUCGCCGCAGUACCACAACCUCAGCUACUCCUCCAGUCCGGAGUACUACUGCAAACCCUCGCACAGCUUCUGGGAGCGCUUCAAGCUCAACCGCAAGCGUCACAAAGACGAGGAGUACAUGGCAGCGGGCCAUGCACUAAGGAAGAAAGUGCAGUUUGCCAAGGAUGAAGACUUGCAUGACAUUUUAGACUACUGGAAAGGCGUGUCUGCUCAACAAAAAUCUUAA